Molecule: messenger RNA, 798 nt
Organism: Rhagoletis zephyria (snowberry fruit fly)
Lineage: Eukaryota; Metazoa; Arthropoda; Insecta; Diptera; Tephritidae
Source: RefSeq, a predicted model, not a curated record
AUGGCAAGCGAUCCAAGUGAAGAGCUUGCCAAACGCUGGCCACACAACAAGGUGACCACAUUCACCAUCGAGCACGACUGGAUGGUUGGCCCGUUUCCGGGUUUGCCCGAGCUGUUAGCAACAGGCAAAAACAACUGGAAAGUAAUCAAGUCGGCCGUGUUUGUACCAGUUGGAGGUGGUCACAGUCUGGGGUUUCAGAUGGCACUCAAGCUUGAACGGCCUAGCGAUGGCAAGGAAAAAGUUUUCUUUAGCUUGUCCUGUUAUACAUUGAAAGAGAUUGCCAGUGAAGUGCUCGUCUCUUUCAAACUGGCCUUUAAUGAUGGCUCUGACGAUUGGGGGUUUUCCAAUUCCAAAUUUCACAACUUUACAAGUGAUAGUUCUUCGUGUAUCAUCACUUUAAGUAAUUUUUAUUUUGGUGAUCGAACAACCUUGCACCAAAUCGAGAAACUGACGGCUUCUAUCAAGCUUUCCGGCGCCUACAUCAAGGCGACCUCCUUUUUCCUCAGCCAAAUGGAGUUUCUGGAAAGUGGAACGCUGAGUGACUUUACCGUGGUAGUCGGCGACGGUGACAAAGAAGAGCAGCAGCGAAUUCCCGUUCACAGGGAGCGCCUCGCCGCCUGUUCGCCCGUCUUUGCGGCCAUGUUCCGCCAUGAGGACACCAAGGAGGCUCAGGAGAAGAAGGUGAUGAUCCCCGAUGUUCGCGCUGAUGUCUUCAAGGACUUUCUUCAGUUCGUCUACACCGGCGUGCGUCCUAAAUGCGGCCGCCUGACCACUGAGCUGCUGACUCUCGCUGACAAG